Sinocyclocheilus grahami is the source of this 390-nucleotide messenger RNA. Its product is annotated as DNA damage-binding protein 2-like. The record is from RefSeq and is a predicted model, not a curated record. The transcript is spliced from 3 exons. The coding region runs from base 64 to 390 and encodes 108 amino acids. Lineage: Eukaryota; Metazoa; Chordata; Actinopteri; Cypriniformes; Cyprinidae.
CAUUCUGUAUUGCGUGUAACGUUACAAAACAUUCGGUUUCUUGCGUCACUGAAUGUAGCCUAAAUGCGUGUCUGUGCACGUGUAGCGGUGUUGAUCUGUGACCCGAUUUCCCGAUCUGAUGGUGAAUGUAAUGUAGAUCGUUGUACAUCUGCAGAAAGUAGACUUUUAAUGGCGCGAGGAAGGGCUCAGACAGAUUCCUCUGCAUCGAAGCAGACGAAGAAAGUCAAUUCAAAGAAAAGACCGAAUGAAGAACAAGCUGAAACACUCUCCAAGAAGCUGAAAGCCAAAAAAGAAGGCAAGGCAGCACAAAAAACUGAAACCUACAUACAAGCAAGUGUCAAAUGGAUUGGAGCUCAACCUACCUGCAAAACUAUGCGCAAGUGCACCUAG